Mandrillus leucophaeus (drill) is the source of this 1218-nucleotide messenger RNA. It is a transcript of the gene COPE, whose product is annotated as coatomer protein complex, subunit epsilon. Gene Ontology annotation, cellular component: COPI vesicle coat. Bases 128 to 1024 code for a protein of 298 amino acids. NCBI's taxonomy places the organism in Eukaryota, Metazoa, Chordata, Mammalia, Primates, Cercopithecidae. Gene Ontology annotation, molecular function: structural molecule activity; protein binding. The record is from RefSeq and is a predicted model, not a curated record. Gene Ontology annotation, biological process: retrograde vesicle-mediated transport, Golgi to endoplasmic reticulum; endoplasmic reticulum to Golgi vesicle-mediated transport; intra-Golgi vesicle-mediated transport. The transcript has 10 exons.
GCUUCCCAUUGGCUUACUUCGCCGCCACUCGGAAAAAGUAAACUACAUUUCCCAGCGUGCCCGUGAAGGUGUCUUGCUUCCGGCCGACGUGUCUUUCAGGAAGAGGAGCGGGUGAGAAGACAGCGACAUGGCGCCUCCGGCCCCCGGCCCGGCGUCCGGCGGCUCCGGGGAGGUGGAUGAGCUGUUCGACGUGAAGAACGCCUUCUACAUCGGCAGCUACCAGCAGUGCAUAAACGAGGCGCAGCGGGUGAAGCUGUCAAGCCCGGAGAGAGACGUGGAGAGGGACGUCUUCCUGUAUAGAGCGUACCUUGCGCAGAGGAAGUUCGGCGUGGUCCUGGACGAGAUCAAGCCCUCCUCGGCCCCCGAGCUCCAGGCCGUGCGCAUGUUCGCUGACUACCUCGCCCACGAGAGCCGGAGGGACAGCAUCGUGGCCGAGCUGGACCGAGAGAUGAGCAGAAGCGUGGACGUGACCAACACUACCUUCCUGCUCAUGGCUGCCUCCGUCUAUCUCCACGACCAGAACCCGGACGCCGCCCUGCGUGCGCUGCACCAGGGGGACAGCCUGGAGUGCAUGGCCAUGACAGUGCAGAUCCUGCUGAAGCUGGACCGCCUGGAUCUUGCCCGGAAAGAACUGAAGAGAAUGCAGGACCUGGACGAGGAUGCCACCCUCACCCAGCUCGCCACCGCCUGGGUCAGCCUGGCCACGGGCGGUGAGAAGCUGCAGGAUGCCUACUACAUCUUCCAGGAGAUGGCUGACAAGUGCUCGCCCACCCUGCUGCUGCUCAAUGGGCAGGCGGCCUGCCAUAUGGCCCAGGGCCGCUGGGAGGCCGCUGAGGGCCUGCUACAGGAGGCGCUAGACAAGGACAGUGGCUACCCGGAGACACUGGUCAACCUCAUCGUCCUGUCCCAGCACCUGGGCAAGCCCCCCGAGGUAAGUGACAAACCGAUACCUGUCCCAGCUGAAGGAUGCCCACAGGUCCCAUCCCUUCAUCAAGGAGUACCAGGCCAAGGAGAACGACUUUGACAGGCUGGUGCUACAGUACGCUCCCAGCGCCUGAGGCUGGCCCAGAGCUGUCAGGACCACGAAGCCAGGACAGAGGCCAGGAGCCCUGCAGCCCUCCCCGCCUGGCACACACCCCACAUCCCCUCUGGGGGCAGGAGCCCGCCCCCAGCACUCCCGUCUGUGAAUAAAUAUCUCAACGCCAGCGUCCCACCUGA